AUGCUCUUCUCAAGGAGACUAUUCGCCGGCCUGACGGCGUUGGCAACAACAGCUUCAGCUCAGACGUAUUCAUCGUGUAACCCCCUCCAACAAACAACAUGUCCCGCCGACACAGCUCUCGGCAUGGCCAUCCACGUCGACUUCACCCAGGGCGCCGUCAACUCCUUCGCCGCAUCAGGUAACCCGACCUACGGCUCCGACGGCGUGACCUUCAGCGUCGCCGCCUCGGGCCAGGCGCCGCAACUCAUGUCCCUCUUCUACAUCAUGUUCGGCCGCGUCGAAAUCACCCUGAAAGCCGCCACCGGCGCCGGCAUCGUCAGCUCCCUCGUCCUGCAGUCCGACACCCUCGACGAGAUCGACAUGGAGUGGCUCGGCGCCGACCCGACAGAGGUGCAGUCAAACUACUUUGGUAAAGGCGACGUGACGACCUACAACCGCGGCCAGUUCCACCAGACCAGCAAGAACAACCAGGAGAAUUUCAUGAAGUACACCAUCGACUGGACCUCGGAGCGCAUCGUCUUCUCCGUCGACGGCACCGUCGUCCGCACCUUGAAGGAAUCCGAGGCCGAUACAAACCAGUACCCGCAGUCGCCCAUGCAGGUCAAAUUCGGCUCCUGGUCCGGCGGCGACCCGGCCAACGCCGCCGGCACGAUCGACUGGGCCCGCGGACCGACGGACUUCUCCAAGGGGCCCUUCCACAUGGUCGUCAAGGACGUUUCGAUCACGGACUACUCGACGGGUAAAGAGUACAAGUACACCGACACCACGGGCAACUGGGGCUCCAUCCAGGCCGUCGACGGCCAGGUCAACGGGAACCUGGGGAAGGCGAGCCAGGUCACCUACACCGCCAGCGCGGCCGCCGAGACGGGUUCCCCCGCGCCCACGGUGCCCCGCGGCGGUAUCGGCGCCGACGAGUCGGCCUCCGCUACGCAGACGGGUUGGCCUUGGGUCGCGAGCGCGAGACCUACGGGCGGUUCUGUGCCGGACGGAUGGCGCAUGACGUCCGAGGGCAAGAUUAUUCCCGACGGCGCGGGCAGCUCGGUGCGUCCUUCGUGUCUGGUCUUGGUGGUGUCGUUUGCUGUCGGUAUUUUCGCUUUGACGGGGCGGUAG
Molecule: messenger RNA, 1110 nt
Organism: Colletotrichum lupini
Lineage: Eukaryota; Fungi; Ascomycota; Sordariomycetes; Glomerellales; Glomerellaceae
Product: glycosyl hydrolase family 16
Exons: 2
Coding region: 1-1110 (369 amino acids)
Biological process (GO): fungal-type cell wall organization; carbohydrate metabolic process
Cellular component (GO): fungal-type cell wall
Molecular function (GO): glycosyltransferase activity; hydrolase activity, hydrolyzing O-glycosyl compounds
Source: RefSeq, a predicted model, not a curated record